AUGCAAUUAUUAAUAAUUUUCUCUGCAAUUUUCUGCUUAGCUGCUGCCUAACUCAUCCAAGAAUGUCCUGCAGAUGGUAGAAUGGUCAAAUGUGCCACCAACUCUGCUUAGGUCUGUGGUAUUAAAGGUAAUGGAAAAUUGAUCAAGCACACAUUCAUUAACCACUGCAUUGCUUGCCAAAUCGGAAAGGUUGAUUUCACUGUAAGCGGAAAGUGUGAAGAUUACCACCCUGAAGCUAACUUUUGCUCUCCUGCUGAAAACAGAGUUGAAAACUGUACCAACGAUGUCGACAUCUCUUGUGCCUACUUCAAUAAAAAUAUUAAAUGUUUUGUCCCUCCUUGCACCAUUUAAAUCGAAAACAGAUGCCAAGCAUGUGUUUCCCCUAACAUCUUAUAUACAAUAUAAGGAAACUGCAAAAAUAACAUUUGA
Molecule: messenger RNA, 429 nt
Organism: Tetrahymena thermophila SB210
Lineage: Eukaryota; Ciliophora; Oligohymenophorea; Hymenostomatida; Tetrahymenidae
Product: kazal-type proteinase inhibitor 1
Exons: 1
Source: RefSeq, a predicted model, not a curated record